CGUGCCUUUCUGUCGGGAAGGAAUGCACGCAGAGGAGACAGACAGAGAGAUAAACAGGAAUCAUACAGUACAGAGGAUCACCCUCCAGUGCAGACGCACGGGCUCUCUCUCUCGCUCCCUCCCUCUCUCACUUUUUCUCUCACUCGCCCACUUAGUAUCAUUUCAUCUCUCUCUCCCUCUCCCUCUCUCUCUCUCACCACACUCUCAGUCGCUGAGCUCUAACGGAUGGGGAUACACCGCCAAGGAGGACUUAGGGGUGAGAAGUGUGUGUUUCUUCUCUUCUCUGGUGUGUUUUCGUUCUCUUCCGCCUGGCUUCCCUCAUGAGCUGUUAAUUCCAGCCCUGGUCCUGAGGAUGAGGAGGAUCUGUUUGUGAGGAAGACGCAACAAAGGAAGAGAGAACAAGGAGCAACAGGGUGGCAAAUUCUGCAAGCGGGAGUGAGCAAAAAGAUCUUUUCUUUUUCUCCAGGCUCAAGCAAGGAGCCCUGAGUCUAAGAAGCAGCCAUGUGAGAGAAGCUGUCAGUGAGCAGAGGAUGCCCACGUCCAGCUAAAGCAGCCCUUCCCCCCCUCUCUCCCCACCCUGCUGCUCCCUCCCUUCUUCCCACAUGAGGACAAGAAGAUGACUAUCUCCAGCCGGCAGUCCUUCAAUGUCCUGACGGUCAUCUUCCUCCUACUGUCCACUGCAGCCCUCUCUGCUCAUUACCGAGUGUGUGAACCUUACUCUGACCACAAAGGGCGGUACCACUUUGGCUUUCACUGCCCACGCCUCUCAGACAACAAGACCUAUAUGUUCUGCUGCCACCACAACAACACCGCCUUCAAGUACUGCUGCAACGAGACUGAGUUCCAGUUGGUCAUGCAGGUCAACCUCACCACCACCCCUGAUGGUUAUGCACACAAUAAUUAUACAGCCCUGGUCGGUGUGUGGAUCUACGGCUUCUUUGUGAUGGUGCUGCUGGCUCUGGACUUUCUCUACUACUCAGCCAUAAACUACGAGCUGUGCCGGAUCUACCUGGAGAAAUGGGGUCUUGGAGGACGCUGGCUGAAGAAGGCUCGGAGUCAGUGGCACAGGUCCAUGCCGGAGGAGAGCGAAGCCCAGGCUCAAGCGCAGCCCAUGGUCCCCACCCACUUCCAGCCCAGACACAGCCUCAGAGGGGAGAGCCACAGCCCUACGCUCCUGCCCUACAACACAUCCACCGCAUGAAUGAUGCUGUGAGUGGAUGAACAGAAGAGUAGCAACACCUGGUUUCCUUACAUGGUACAGAGGAGAUGUUCCCCAGUCACCCCUCUCUGGACCACAAACACAGCAUCACUGGUGGGCUAGCCAUACUGUAGUAGCUAGAAGUGACUACUGCCCCCUUUCUAAUGAGCACAAAAUACCCACAGACUAACAGAAUCAGGCGAAACAGCUGAAGAAAGCCUGGAAAGCCACACAGACGAAUGUAUCGCUGCUUCUACAGAAGGGAGAGAUGGAUGCAUUUAUCUGCUUAUAGGGUUUAACUGAUUCCCUAAAGUAUCUGCCAAGGCCUGGAGUACCCCAAACAAAUCCAAGAUGAACUGGAUAAACUGUACUCGCAAGUGAGAAAGCUUGCCUAUUUAAAGAAAAAAAGAAAAGAAAAAAAAGCUUAUUUCUAGAUAUAACAUGUUUAUUAAACUGCUGUGUCACUUUGUGUUCAGUAGCAGUUAGACACAGUUGUGGGUUAUCUAUUUGGUGAUUUAUUUAUGUGAAGUAGUCAGAGAAAAUAUAUGAGUGGCUAACAAUCUGAUUAUGUAAUGGCUUAGGUUGAUGCUGAGCAUCUCACUUAGAGUAGAAUGUUUUUGUUACCUACUGAAACCAGAAAAAAUGCCUCUGCAGCCACGAUGAAAAACAAACAUCUUAUACAAAAUGUUUUUGGUCUCCUUUCUGCAAAACAAGCGAUUUCUUGAAACAGUGUCGGAAAAGGACGUAAGGCCAUAAAAAUAAACUGCUGAAACUUCAAAACAUGAGGGUUUUCCAUCUUCACACAAGCAUUAAUGAGGAUCAGGGAUGCCUUCAUAACAGCCACAGUCUUUAUGCUAAUUUACACAUAUCCGUAUCCCUAAAGACCUGAGUGAAACCCUUACUUAUCAAAUUACAAGUUUGUGACAGUUUUCUAUAACAUCACCCACUGACCUAUUUGACCUUCCUCGUUAUUAGGGCUGCCUGAGAUCAGCUUCAUUAGCAAUAUGACGCAAAAUAAUAUCCAUUAGUCUCUUUAUACGAAGUGCUCCAAAUUCCACAUGGGUAACAGGCAACUGUAAGUAACUAGCCAUAACAGAAAAUGUUUCCAAAAGAAAUAUCAGUAAACCCCUUUCACUGUCAGCAAUAAUGUACAGAAGCUUAACCAGAGGAUCACAUGGUAUGUAAAAAUCAGAGUCAGCUAAAUGAGCAAUGGGUAAUCACUGAGGUGUAUCACAGAAUUUUUGGCUCAGUUUGCAUUUAAUAAGACGGUGAUGUCAGUUAAAUGGAGAUAUACUCUUUCUGGAUAAUGAACUCUUUUUUUUUGUCAGCUCUGUAAGAAAAAAGACAUGAUUAUCUCUUACUAAAAGAAACUCUUGCACACUUUUUACGUUAACGCUCAGUGUAUUUCAUAGCAAAAACUGUCAAUUAUUAUUUCAAACCGCCACCAGUAUGGUAUUUAUUUAUUUAAAUCUUUGUUUUAUUUAUCCCUCAGAUCUAAAACCAGUGAUUUGGCGAAUGUUAUGGGGAAAUAAUUAUUUGAUCCCCUGCUGAAAUGAACAGUUUCUAAUUUUUAUAGUAGUUUCAUUUUAACAGAAUCUCAACCAAAAAUCCAUAAAACAAAGACACAUUAAAUAAAAGUUAUAAAUUGAUUUGCACCUCAUUGAGUGAAAUAAGUAUUUCAUUUGUGCGAAACAUGACUUAGUGCUUGCUUUUGCACACAUCUCAGGAGGGAUUCUGGCCCACUCUUCUUUACAGAAACUAUAAAUCCUUUAAGGUUUCUUGGCUGCCAGUUCACAACUCUAAGUUCGUCUCCCUCCACAGAUUUUCUAGGAUUGAGAUCGGGAGAUUAGCUAGGCCACGACCUUAAGGGGCUUUUUCUUGUUGCCUUGGCAGUACAGUAUGUUUUGGGUUACUGGAAGACCCAUCCACAGCCUAUCUUCUGGCUCUUAAGUGGCCAGUGGACUGUUGUUGUUGCAUCCAUUGACCUCAGUGUGGUGAAGUCAUCCCACACCCUUAGUGGAAAGAUGGCUCCAAAGCACAAUGUUUCCACCUUUGUGCUUGACUGUGGGGAUGGUAAUGUUUGGGUCAUACUCAGCUUACAUACACAGGGGGUCAAGUUGAUGCCAAAGAGCUUGAUUUUGGUUUCAUCUGACCACAGCACUUUCUCCCAAGCCUUCUCUGAAUCAUUUAGAUGUUCACUGGCAAAGACGGACCUGUACAUGUGCCUUCUUGAGCAGGGAGACUUUGCGGGCACUGCGCGCUACCAAUGGUGUUUUUGGUGAUUGUGGUCUCAACUGCCUGCAGAUCAAUAACAAGCUCCUCCCAGGAAGUUUUGGGCUGAUUCACCACCUUUGACAUGAUUAUCCUCACUUCAUGAGACAAGAUCUUGCAUUGAGCUCGAGAUGGAGGGACAUGUUGUUCCAUGCACAUCUACAAUUGCGUCCUUGACAUUCUUGGGCAUCUCUUUGGUCUUACCUAUGGUCACGGUGAGGUUGAAAUGGAAGAAACUGAUUGUGUGGACUCGUGUGCUGGGCACACAGCCAAUUUGUGGGAUCAAACAUUUAUUUCACUCAAAGGCAUGCAAAUCUAUUUAUAACUUUUAUGUGAUUUGGGGGUUUUUUCUGGAUUUUAAAUUCAGAAAAAAAUUAAUUCAGGAAAGGAGAAAAUAAUUAUUUCCCCUAUUUGUGGGAUUUUGGAUUGACAAAAAAGUGAAACAAUUAUUACACUGCUUUAGAGAUGGUUGCAACUAAAGAUUUGAUUUAAUUAUUGAUGAAUCUGCCUGUUGCUUUAUCAACAGAUGAAUGAAUUGCUUGGUUUGUGUUUCAGAGAAAAAAGUGGAAAAAAAUAAGUAAAUUUAGCAAUCAGUAUUUAAGUAUCACAGGAAGAUGGAAACUGAAGGAAGGAAGAUGAAAACUGGGGAAUUUUGGUCAUUUUUACAAAAUUAAUGGUAAAUCAACUGGCUAUUAGACUAGGAAAAAGU
Molecule: messenger RNA, 4178 nt
Organism: Haplochromis burtoni (Burton's mouthbrooder)
Lineage: Eukaryota; Metazoa; Chordata; Actinopteri; Cichliformes; Cichlidae
Gene: shisal1b
Product: shisa like 1b
Exons: 5
Coding region: 617-1201 (194 amino acids)
Source: RefSeq, a predicted model, not a curated record